Colletotrichum siamense is the source of this 270-nucleotide messenger RNA. RefSeq lists its product as uncharacterized. The transcript is spliced from 3 exons. NCBI's taxonomy places the organism in Eukaryota, Fungi, Ascomycota, Sordariomycetes, Glomerellales, Glomerellaceae. Bases 1 to 270 code for a protein of 89 amino acids. The record is from RefSeq and is a predicted model, not a curated record.
AUGGCCUCAACCACUGCUAUGCAGGGGUCGGCGAUCUCCCAAGACCCCUCUGCUCGUCCUGCCCCUUCUGGACUACCAGCAGAUUGUGCUCCCACGCCUUUGGAUGACUUCAUGUCGUAUCAAGAAUCACAUGGCCCGGCUCUCGGAGAGAACACCGUCGUAAGGACUGAGAAGAGACAACAUCACAUACAAGCGGUGCUCGGCAGUAUUGAACAGCUCCUUCCAAGAUACUCCAAGAUAGCUUUGAGUUUUGAUUCUAAUGACGUGUAA